AAUUUAGAAAUUUAUAUUUUCUCAAAUCCCAACUAAAAUAUAUAUUUUUUGGCUGGUCAAUCCAGUCCCUUCUCAAAUCCCAAACGAUUCUCACUCCCGCCAUUUUUUUCCUCUUGGAAACAAAAUCAAGAGAUGGUUAGAACAAAAGGAACCUAAAAAAACAACCUUGUAAAAUGGACCUUAAAACAAUCAAACUCACAAGAGUUCUCCUCAAAAACACCAACGAUCCUAAGAUUUCAUGGUAUCUUUUCAAGCGCAUUCUCUCCUUACCAGUCACCCAACAAUGUCCUCAAUCCAUUCCCAUCAUUACCCGCAUCCUCAUUCGCGCCAAAAUGCUUAACGAACUCGAUGAUUUACCCCAACUUCUCAUUGCCUCACAGCCUCAAGAAACCUUGCAUACUUCUCUUGUAUCAUUCAUAACAGUUUUAGCGAAAUCGGGUCUUUUUGGUAAGGCCAUUUCGCAAUUUAAAUCGUUGCGUUUUCGAUUCCUUGACAACCCACCUUCUAUCUAUUUGUAUAAUGUUCUCCUUAGAUCAUGUACUAAAGAGGGUCGUGUAGAUUGUGUUUCUUGGUUGUGUAAAGAUAUGGUGGCUUCUGGGGUGUCUCCAGAGACUUAUACUUUCAAUGUUUUGAUUGGUUUGCUUUGUGAUUCGGGUUGUUUGGAUGAUGCUCGAGAGUUGUUUGAUAAAAUGCCUGAGAAAGGUUGUGAACCGAAUGAGUACAGUUUUGGAAUUUUGGUUCGUGGGUAUUGUAGAGCUGGAUUUACUAGUAAAGGCUUGGAGCUUUUGGGUGAAAUGAGGAGAUUAGGGUUUCCCCCCAAUAAGGUCGUUUAUAAUACCCUGAUUUCGAGUUUUUGUAAGGAAGGUAAAACUGAUGAUGCUGAAAAAUUGGUGGAUGAGAUGAGGAAGGAUGGUUUGUCUCCAGAUGUGGUGACUUUCAAUGCUAGGAUAUCGGCUUUGUGUAGUUCUGGGAAGGUUCUUGAAGCAUCAAGAAUUUUUAGGGAUAUGCAAAUUGAUGAAGUGCUAGGGCUUCCUCAGCCUAAUAUUAUUACGUAUAAUUUAAUGCUUGGGGGGUUUUGCAAGGAAGGAAUGUUAGAAGAAGCUAGGGCCCUGUUUGAGAAAAUGAAAGCAAGUGAAAAUUUAAUGAAUAGAGAGAGUUACAAUAUUUGGUUGCUGGGUUUGGUUAGAAUUGGGAAGCUCUUGGAGGCUCAGUUAGUUCUUAAAGAAAUGGUGGAUAUGGGCAUGGAGCCUAAUGUAUACUCAUAUAAUAUUGUGAUUGAUGGGCUCUGCAAGCAUGGGAUGCUCUUUGAUGCAAGAAUGCUGAUGCGUUUAAUGACAAGCAGCGGUGUUUUGCCUGAUACGGUAACAUACACCACUUUACUUCAUGGGUACUGCCAUACAGGGAAGGUAUCUGAAGCUAACAAUGUUUUGCGUGAGAUGAUGAGGGAUGGCUGCUCCCCGAAUAAUUAUACUUGCAACAUUUUGUUGUACAGUCUGUGGAAGGAGGGAAGAAUAUCAGAAGCAGAAGAGUUGCUGCAAAAGAUGAAUGAGAAAGGUUACACCAUCGAUACAGUGACAUGCAAUAUUGUGAUUGAUGGUCUAUGUAACAAUGGGAAGUUAGACAAAGCAAUUGAAAUAGUAAAUGGGAUGUGGACUCAUGGAAGGGCUGCUCUUGGUAACUUGGGGAACUCAUAUAUCGGCCUUGUUGAUGAUAGUGAUAGCAGGAAAAAAUGCAUGCCUGAUCUAAUCUCAUAUUCAACCAUAAUUAGUGGUUUAUGCAAGGCUGGGAGGGUUGGUGAAGCUAAAAAGAAGUUCAUUGAGAUGAUGGGGAAAAACCUGCAGCCUGAUUCAACUAUUUACGAUGUGUUCAUACAUAGCUUCUGCAAAGAGGGUAAGAUAUCAUCUGCAUUUCGAGUACUCAAAGACAUGGAGAAAAAAGGAUGCAACAAGACCCUGCAAACUUAUAAUUCAUUGAUCACGGGCUUAGGGAGUAAAAACCAAAUAUUUGAAAUUUAUGGAUUGAUAGAUGAGAUGAGAGAAAGAGGGGUUUCUCCUGAUGUCUCAAUAUACAAUAAUGUGCUUAGCUCUCUAUGUGAAGGGGGAAGGGUUAAAGAUGCCCCUUCUGUUUUGGAUGAGAUGCUGCAAAAGGGCAUUUCUCCGAGUAUUUCAUCCUUCAUUAUACUAAUUAAAGCUUUUUGCAAGGCUUGUGAUUUUAGUGCAGUGGAUGAGAUAUUCGAGAUUGCUCUGAAUGUUUGUGGCCACAAGGAGGCCCUUUACAGUUUAACAUUCAAUGAGUUACUUGUUGGAGGUGAAGUUGUCAAAGCUAAAGAGCUGUUUGAAACUGCCUUAGAUAGAUCUUUUGAUGUGGGGAAUUUUCUCUACAAGGAUCUCAUUGACCAUCUCUGCAAAGAUGAGAAGUUGGAUGAUGCUAGUGGCAUUCUACACAAGUUGACAGAUAAAGGAUACUGGUUCGAUCCUGCAUCAUUCAUGCCUGUGAUUGAUGGUCUUGGUAAAAGAGGAAACAAGCAUGAGGCUGAUGAACUUGCAGAGAAAAUGAUGGAAAUGGCUUCAGAAGGUAAGGUAAAAAAUAAGGUCCAUCGAAAUGCAAGGAGUUCCAUCCAAGGGAAGAAGAAUAAGGAUGGUGAAAGUGAAUGGCAGACCAUAUUGCACAGAGAUGAUGGCAGUGGAAUUGCACUGAAAGCUCUUAAGCGUGUACAGAGAGGCUUGGAUCAGGGAAGCAUAUCAAGUUUGGAGCCCCAGAAAGAUGACUUCCUUGAUUACUGGGAAGGUAGUCGUUAAAUGAUUUGGAUCAUUGGGACUGAAGCUGAAGUUUCCUGGGCAAAAACUGAACAUCUGAUGUGUGGCUAGAUGGUAUGUUUGAUGCCAAACCUGAGGCUGCAGAAAUGAUGCUGACCUGUUCAUUAGUGCUUUUGCAGUGGACACAGUAUUGUUUAACAAAAAUUUAUCUUUAAUGCAAGAACCAUUCAGCCUAAUGAUAAGUAAAGAGCCCGUACAAGAGUUCUGCAGAGGUCCACGCAUCAUCAGAUUGGAAUUGCAGAAACUACUUGGUAGACAGUGAGAGCCCGCUUUGGAUUUCUUCAUAGCCCUUUCCUUCAUCAGUCUUAAUGUUAGUUAUACGCGUAGUUUUGGCUGCUUCUUGUUCUUCUCUUGUAGAUGUUGGAGGUAACUGUUAAUAUGGUAGCAGUUUCACUUGCUAAGUUACUAUGGGAAUGAGGAUGUCUCCUCCCUCAUGCGGGCAUACUGUAGGCACCAAAACAGCUAUUAUAGUUACUAGAUAGAAUAUAAGAUGGAGUGCUGAGCCUCCAUGUGGAAUCAGAUGCAUUUUUGUUACUUUCAGAUGAAUAAAUGCUCUCUAUUAAGGUCCUUUUUUGGCACAAAAAGGGCAAGUGAAAUGUAAUUGUACAUUCAGUGUCUUGCAGUUCAAUAAGAAUAUUGAAGGUAAGAGCAGGCUUAAAAUUUGUUUA
This is a messenger RNA of Populus euphratica (Euphrates poplar), 3484 nucleotides long. Its product is annotated as Pentatricopeptide repeat (PPR) superfamily protein. The transcript is spliced from 2 exons. Gene Ontology annotation, molecular function: protein binding. Lineage: Eukaryota; Viridiplantae; Streptophyta; Magnoliopsida; Malpighiales; Salicaceae. Bases 174 to 2798 code for a protein of 874 amino acids. The record is from RefSeq and is a predicted model, not a curated record.